Molecule: messenger RNA, 2682 nt
Organism: Drosophila novamexicana
Lineage: Eukaryota; Metazoa; Arthropoda; Insecta; Diptera; Drosophilidae
Gene: kni
Product: zygotic gap protein knirps
Exons: 3
Coding region: 949-2382 (477 amino acids)
Biological process (GO): regulation of DNA-templated transcription
Molecular function (GO): sequence-specific DNA binding; DNA-binding transcription factor activity; zinc ion binding
Source: RefSeq, a predicted model, not a curated record
GGCUCCGCCCAUGCUAAAUAAAAUGAGCAACUGUUAAAAAUGAAGUCAAUGGCUGUGCAUGUGUGUGUGUGUGUGUGAGUGUGCGUGUGUGAGUGCGAGAAAGCUUAGUUGCCCUUAACGUGCGACUUUUAAUAAAUAACCGAAUAACGAAUAAUAUCAGAGCAAUGCAAAUUGAGCGGGCCCCAAAAUUGAGCGAGCGCGCGCCAGUGAGAGAGAGAGAGAGAGUAGGAGCGAGAGCGAGAGUAGCUCAUUCAUUGAAUACUAACAGUGCGGCUAACAGCGCAUUAACAGCGACUCAGACAGUCACUGUGACUCAGGUAAACUGAAGUCGUGAGAGCGCUGCACCAUUGAGUGCAAUCGACUUGCGCUCUGUGACUGUUGGUGUUGUUGUUACUGUUGGUGGUGGUAGUAAAUAUAUGAGUACGCGAUCGAGUCAGAUGCUGAGACUGUGAUUUAUCAGAGAGCUACAAAAACAUGUUACUGCUGCUAGUGGUGGUGUUUGUGUGUGUAUGUGUGAUUGGAGUACUGCUAGCCGCUGUUGUUGCAUGUAUAUAGAGACUGGGAGUUGGCCAACCGAGCGACACACAGAAAUGCUUCUUGCCAGCGACGAGUUUGAGCAAGAAAUCAGUCGUCAGCUAGUAGCCCAGGUGUGAGUUACACACAUCGUGAGUACAGAGCGCGUUGCGUGUAUCUUAAGCCGAAACAGAGAAUCACUUCAAACAGUUCCCAACGUUCAAUUCUACGCAGCGACUGCUAAACAAACCCAAACAAAAAAAAAUUAAUACAAUUUAAACAGACAGAGACUGAUCCACACAGAUCGCAUAGUGCUGAAAAAGUGUUGUGAAAAUACAAAUUAAAAUCUAAAGAAACUGCCACGUGCAAUUAAAAAGUCAUCAGCUAUAAAAUACACGACUUCCAUACGCAAAAACCCAAACAGAAGAACCCAAGAUGAAUCAGACGUGCAAAGUGUGCGGUGAGCCAGCGGCGGGCUUUCAUUUCGGCGCCUUCACAUGCGAGGGCUGCAAGUCCUUCUUUGGACGCUCGUACAACAACAUAAGCACCAUUAGCGAGUGCAAGAACGAUGGCAAAUGCAUUAUUGAUAAGAAGAACCGGACCACGUGCAAGGCCUGCCGUUUGCGCAAGUGCUACAAUGUGGGCAUGUCCAAGGGCGGCUCGCGCUAUGGACGUCGCUCCAACUGGUUCAAGAUACACUGUCUGCUGCAGGAGCACGAGCAGGCAGCCGCUGCGGCAGCUGGCAAGGCGCCGGGUCAUGCCACCGGGUCGCCCAUGAGUUCUCCCGGAUUUGGUGACUUGGCCGCGCAUCUGCAGCAACAGCAGCAGCAACAUCAACAGCAGCAGCAACAACAGCAUCAGCAUCAACAGCAACAGCAGCGUCAUCCACACCUGCCGCCGCUGCUUGGCUAUACUGGCUAUCAUUUGCCGGAACACUUUGGUGCACGACAUCCGGCUGAUGCAGCCGCUGCUGCCGCCGCAUUGCCCUUCUUCAGCAUGAUGGCCACACCACAGUCGGCAUUCCAGCUGCCGCCUCACUUGCUAUUCCCGGGCUAUCAUGCCAGCGCUGCUGCGGCGGCCGCUGCGGAUGCUGCCUAUCGCCAGGAGAUGUACAAGCAUCGCCAGAGCGUAGACUCCGCCGCCUCGGCCGAGUCGCACAGCCGCUACACGCCGCCAACUGUGGCAACAGUGGCUCAGCAGUCACAGCCACAGCCAGCGGCAUCGCCCAUUGACGUCUGCCUGGGCGCUGACGAUGAUGUGCAGUCACAGCAUAGUCACAGUCACAGUCAGAGUCCACACACCAUACACACGCCAGUUGCCAUACGCGCCACGCCGCCGCAGCAGCUGCUGCCUGGUUUGACGACCGCCUCGCACUCCAGCUCCGCCUCGCCCACACCCAGCAAAUCGCAGAGCAGCAGCCCACUGAGCUUUACGGCCAAAAUGCAAUCACUUUCACCUGUCUCCGUGUGCUCCAUUGGCGGAGAAACAGCAGCAGCGAAUGCAGCGGCAUCGGCAGCCGCUGCCGCCCAAGAUGGACCCAUGGAUCUGAGCAUGAAAACGUCGCGCAGUUCGGUGCACAGUUUCAAUGACAGCGACGUGUGCAGUCUGCAGGAUGAGCACGAGUUGGCGCCGCGUCGCAAAUACUAUCAGCUGGAGGCCGAAUGCACCACCAUCACCAACACCACCAACAGCUGCAGCAGCAGCACCAGCACCAGCAGCAGCAACAGCUCCACAUCCUCCACAGAGGCAGCCGUUGCCGUCAAGCGGCAGAAGCUCAACCCCAUUGGCGGUGAGUCGCCGCCGUUUGGCGGUUUCGCUGUGACCCACAAUGCGUCCAGCGCCAUGCGCAGCAUCUUUGUGUGUGUCUAGUGUGGUUGUGGGUGGAGCCAAAAGGCAAUCAACUCAUUUGCCUCGUCGUCGUCGUCGUCUGCGUCGUUGUUGUUGUUGUUAUUUUUUCUCCGUUUAGUGUUGUUGGUAUAUAUAUUUUUUUGUAUUUUUAUCUUUUCGUGUGCGGUUUGAAUUCGAUUUGCGCCGUCGAAAUUGAAAUUUUUAUGGACAGGUUUGAGAGCUGCGCCUGCGCUUAGAGAGUUGAAAAGAGACGGCUAUAGCUGCAGCAAGCACACACACAUACACACACAAACACACACACACACUAUUGAGCUCAAAUCC